This is a messenger RNA of Colletotrichum paranaense, 1839 nucleotides long. RefSeq lists its product as uncharacterized. NCBI's taxonomy places the organism in Eukaryota, Fungi, Ascomycota, Sordariomycetes, Glomerellales, Glomerellaceae. The transcript is spliced from 2 exons. Bases 1 to 1839 code for a protein of 612 amino acids. The record is from RefSeq and is a predicted model, not a curated record.
AUGAAGGCAUGCUCUAUUGUUCGCAAGAAGUUUAAGACCUUUCGGCACUACUCGCGAGAAGUUCGGCGCAUUCAAAAGCAAGUUGACCGUCAACUGAAUUUCUUUACGAAUGAGAUACACCUGCUGCUUAGACGAACUGUUGAGGAUGAAGAGACAAUCGCAUUGAUGCUCGGCAAUGAGGACACUCAACAAUGGCAUAGCAAUCGGAUUGAGGAAGAGAUGAGAAAAGCACUAGACAAGGACUAUGAUGUCUGCCAGGGUGUGGUUGAAGACAUCGCUGGCGCGGCGCAAAGCUUCCAGGACGACUUCCGCUGCUUCGAUGGACUUACGGCAGAGUGCCGACAGGCAAGUGGAACACGGCAUAAGAGAACGCUAGAAGAGAGAACUGACAUUUCAAUACAAUCACAGGGCGAAUGUCUCAAAGACGCUGUGCGCCGGCUUCGCGGACGGGUGAAGAUCUCACUGGAUGAAUCCAGGUUCGAGAAACAUAUCCAAGAUCUGCGAUCGUCCAUCGACGACCUCAAACGUAUCAGAGAGCAGAGGAGUGAGCUGAGGCGAAACAAGAAUGAGCUUACAGCAGCGAAGCCAAAACGUGGAAAACUAAGCCAAGAAUACGGGCAUAUCGGUCAAGUCAGAAGGGCAUCGAAAGCCUUCCACGAAGCCCUUGCUGAAGCUUGGUCGACCUCGAGUACUUCCUCAGAGGUACUCGGCAUGCGCCACACUGUUCGACUGUUCCUGGAUACCACGGUCAAAGAUGAUGUUCAGAUGCAUGUUGCUAUAUCCUGUAUGGGUCAUGAGCUUAGUGAUAGGGCUGUGGCACAAGAGAGGCUCGCUAGAAUACUGGUACGAUCACAAAUACGGACCUGGAUCGCUGAACCCGACAACUCUACGUCGGCUGCACCCGGUCCAGACGAAAGACCCCGACAGAAACGAAGGAAGGUUCGCUUUUCGCAAGACGUUCGAGAAGAGGCCAGCAAAGAAGAUGACGAAUCUGACGUAACGAGAAAUGUCAAUAAUCAACAGGGCUCAUUAGUCAACUUGUGCUCAAAGGGUCUAUGUCCUGCCUUGAAUAGCGUCUUCAACUUUGCCUCGGAGGAGGCCUGUAGCGACCGAUGUCUAGGGUACAUUGACAGCUCAUCGCAAGAUCCAUUCCGGCAUUCGAUUUACCCGGGAUCCGUGGACAACCACAACCAUACCAUGACCACGUCUCAAGCUCUGAUGUCAAUGAACGACGUCUUGAUGACUCCCGCCGAGUCCACGCUCUCCAUAAUCGACCAACUCAAACUGGCUCGUGAUAUGGUCAGCGCGGUUCUCAAGUUCUACUCGACACCAUGGCUAAGAGAGUACUUCACACUUCGAGACCUCUCCUUCUUCCAGAUGAGCGGGGACUUUUCCAGAUGCCUUAGGACUCUCCAUCUAGGCUUCGACUUUGUUCAGUCAUCCGCUGCAAGCCUACCACGAAGCAUGGAGGGGAUAGAGGCGACGGCCGUGCAGGACAGCAGCGACGGCGGCCCUAACGAAGUAGAGACCGCCGCCGAGCGCGCAAAGUUGGAAUACGGUAUACGCAACCUGACGCUUUGGAGUCUCGGCAUCACUCUGCUUCAGAUCGGACGAUGGUCGAGCCUAGAGGCCCCGGAAGACGUUCUCAGCGUUCGGAGGCUAUCGCGACAGGUCCCUACAUUGGGGCCAAAGUAUAGGGACCUCACCAGGAAGUGUCUGGAGUGUGACUUUGGGUUCGGUGACGACUUGUUGAAGCCGCGCUUGCAGCAGGCUGUGUACGAGAGCGUGAUUUGCGAGUUGAGCGAUAUGAUCAACACCCUCGAUGUCAGCGAUGAUUGA